This is a messenger RNA of Closterium sp. NIES-67, 850 nucleotides long. NCBI's taxonomy places the organism in Eukaryota, Viridiplantae, Streptophyta, Zygnematophyceae, Desmidiales, Closteriaceae. The record is from the annotation of a GenBank genome assembly.
GGGUGGCGUGUGUGUUUCUUGGCCUUUUCUUCACUUCCUUUUUCUUCGCCACCAUCACUCUCAUCCUCGCUGCUGCUCGCGUCGGAUACGCCUUGUCUCGUGAUCAUGGGUUACCGCUCUCCUUUCUCUGGCGCCAGGUCAACGCCCACAAAGUGCCAGUCAACGCCAUCGCAUGCACCAGCGCCAUAGCCAUCAUUUUCCUCAUUCCCCUGCUGGGGGGCUCCGUCGCCUACUUCGCUGUCACUGGCAUGGCCACUGUGGGGUGGUUCGGUGCGUACGGCGUUCCGAUCUUCUUCCGAAUCAUCCAAUCAGACAGGGACUUUUCCCCUGGGCCCUUCUAUCUGCCCAACUACAUCGGCCACUUUGGCGGCAAGUGUGUCCACGUCCUUGCUCUUACAUACGUCGUCUACACCAUGGUCGUCUUCGUUAUUCCAACGGAGUACCCUGUAACUGCGGAGAAUUUCAACUACGCCUCUGUGGGCAUUGUUGUUGUCAUGGCAAUAUUCCUUCUAUGGUGGGUGCUGGAUGCUCAUCGGUGGUUCAAGGGCCCAAAGAUUGCGAAGCAAGAAGACGAGGGUGCAAGAGCACCGGAGCAACAAGAGAACUACCAGGUGGGUCGUUGGUUCCAAUAGAUGUGCGUCGAGUUAGACUAAGGGAUAAGGCAAUAAAGGUAGUUCUAAAUUAUUUGGUACAACGAAAUUAUGUGGUUGGUAGAUUCCGUUGUGUAAACAAAGAAAUUAUGUAGAAGAUAGCCACUUGAAGUGAAGUUAGAAGCACAUCCUUUAGUCUAAGAGGGCCUUCAGCCUAGAUAUAAUCUUGGGAUGUUAUAGCUAAUUCUUGCUGCCAAUCA